Suillus bovinus is the source of this 700-nucleotide messenger RNA. RefSeq names its product RNA dependent RNA polymerase-domain-containing protein. Gene Ontology annotation, molecular function: RNA-directed RNA polymerase activity. Lineage: Eukaryota; Fungi; Basidiomycota; Agaricomycetes; Boletales; Suillaceae. Bases 64 to 612 code for a protein of 182 amino acids. The transcript has 3 exons. The record is from RefSeq and is a predicted model, not a curated record.
AAGCUCGAAUACGAUCGGGAGCAGCUUGCAAUUGUCGAAAACAAAGGUCGCGGUUUGGGAACUAUGGGACAAUGGAAGGGAAAAGACCAUUGGUAUGGAGGGAAGAUCCAGCAAGUUGCUCGGGUCGUGAAAGCCGGGACGGAUUUUAAAUUCGAACUCGAGAAACCGGAGAUUCGGAGAUCACACCGAUUUGCUCGGUUCUUGGGGUCUCGACGUAUCCUUCAAGUUCGUGUGCCAGAUAACCUUACCUAUGGUAAAGUCGGCUCGGAACUUCGGGAACUCUUAAUAUCAAGUAAAUUCGUAUUGUGCGGCCGCGUUUUCGUACCCUUUCAUGCUAAGGAAGGGAGCGUGUGCCUGUUUGAAACGAACGAGAACAUUGAUCGGCAGACGAACGAUGGCGACGGCGACAUUCACAGACUGACGCUGUACCGGUUUGUGCAGUGGCAUAAUCCUCAGAUGUUGAAUUCGAUGCAGUCCAUCAGCAAGUGGUCUACACGAUGGGCGCUCGGCUUAUCAACGUCGGUGCCAACGAUUGAAUUUCGUUCAGAAAACAUAUUCUUCAUUGGUAUUGCUUUAAUGUAUGAACGAGUGAACAGUUCGAGGUGGAAUUGAGUGCCUAAUGCAGGGAGAUAGACGCCGUAUGUAUGUAAAUGUUGUGUCAUAAGCCAUACGAGCCCUCGCUUUGUGUUUGUUCGCUGUU